GGGGAGGGGAGGGGAGGAGAGGGAAGGGAAGGGACGGGGGCUGUUGAUGAAUGCAGAAAUUCGCCUGCGGCUGCUGCUGCUGCUGCCGGUGCCAGUGGCAGGGGCGAAUUUAGGAGGGAGAGCGGCAGAGGGGCGGGGGCUCAAGUUGGCCAGGACGCUCGUUGGCGUUGCUGUAAUUGUCUUUGUCGUUGUAAUGACAUUCCGUCAGUCAGACGUGAAGAGUGCUGCUCACGAAAGAGUGAAGGAGGAGUGAAAGUGAUUUGACUCUGGCGUGGCGGAGGAGUGAGGCACGUGGGAAGGUGAGGACGGAGAGUCGAGACGGUCGCUUCCGACGGUGCUCGAAAGUCCUCGAAAUUUCGGGGAAUUGACAGUUUUAAUGUUCCCCUUUUGAGGAAAGAAAUCUCGCCAUUUUUCACGAUAAAAGUGCUCUGGCCGAUUGGCUGGCUGCCUAGGAGCUACCAGUGCUGACCCACGCUUUACGGCGUAGUUCUCGUUUUGUGUCCAUUCUCUCGUGUGUGGAUUGCCCGAACCGUAUUGAUGGACGUAACGAUCCUAAAAAUGCCUUGUGCCAUCCCGGUCGAGCCCUCAGCUCGUGGCACGUGCCACGGUCGUGAUCUUGUUCAUUAGCUUCUUCUCUACUGUUCCCCAUGGAAGAAGAGAAGCUGCAGCUAGUUUCCCGGGAAUUAGACUCUACACUCGGCGCAAGUAACUAGAUAAAAAUAUCUGAGAGCACACCCCUCCCUCCAUGGUGCCCGAAUCGGCCUGUGCUCUUCGUCGUCACCUGUCAUUCUUUCCUCUUUAGUAGUCAAGCUGCAUGUGAUGUUCUCAGCAUCGAGCUCACGAGUUCACCCAGCGUCGGAGCAUGUCUUUAUAUCUGCCUCUCCUCCAUCCGACCUAGCGUGAAUCCGUGACUGCCCGACCCACGAUACAGUGCUCAAUAAGAAUAAAGAAGACCCCUCAUAAGUGGGUAUUUUAAGGAUGGUCUGUGCAACAAACCCGGGGGACCAGCUUCGCCUACGUUGCUACAGAAUUCAUGAGCACUGUGCUUGCGUCGUUUAGCAGGGCCCGAGUCCUUGCAGAAAUAUCACCGCUCAUGGGGGACUUCAGCACUUCGUCCUGUGUCAGGCUCUAAACCUCCAUCAAGGUUCUCCGCGGAGCCCAGCAGGCCACCGCCGUCUUGCACCUCUUUGACCGUGGAACCGGGCCAUCCAGCAAGCAUCUUUGUUCAGCCUUCCAUCGGAGGAUUUCGAAAGACCCGGUGCAUCUGCUGAGCGACUUUGUGGGGUCGUGACAGAAGUUUCUUAGGCCUGUAGUUGUCCGCCCUUCUAUGUUCUCUUUCCGGAGGCCAGACUUUUUAGGACGAAGAUUAAUUCAAACCUCGAAUAUAUAUUUUGACCGGUGGAUCUAGAAUUAUUGAGGGCCUACGUGACGGCCCUAAAGUGACUCGAGCGCAUUUUUUAGCAACAAUCUUGCGACGCAAACUCGUUGCUGUGAGCUCUGCGCUCGAGGCAGAAGCUCGUCGCGCUCGUCCGUGUCCAAUAACCCGGAGCGCCUCUGGGAUUUGCGGUUGGCUUCGGAAGACGUUUUGCUUCUUCCUACUCGGUGGUUGGAGCAGGCCUGUCAUAAGAGAGCAUUUCGAAGCUUUCUUCCUGCGUCAUCUUUCAUGAGGUUGCCUCAGACUGCACUGUCAGGCUCCUAAGACGCUGAGCCGAGCCCAAGCGGUGAAGCUCUCGUUCCUAGAAGUUAUCAGGCCUAUACGUCCCGGGGCCCGCACUGUGUUCUUCGGGAUUGAGUCGCAUUCUUCACUACCAGGACGAUUUUAGCUGCGUCGCUUACUGAUUUCUCUCAGCAAGGUACCGACCUCAUGUGACUUGUGGUUCGAUAUGCUCAUCCGAGCCUGCCAUCCUACAGAGUAAACUCACAGAGAAGCUGGAUGGCUUUGAGUCACAGGAUCGUUAGUGAAGAGUCAGUGCAGAGAUAUGUCACACACGCCAGUGAAAGAUGCGUGCAGGAUUUGCUCGCAGCCUCUCGACCCGAACUUUACGAUGAUUGGAAACUUUAUAGGAUCAAAAGAGGUGUAGAAAUAUCUCGAAGAUCACAGGGAUCAGUGAUGCUUGUCCGAGGAAGGAGUUUUGUCGACGUGCCUCCUUCACAGAUUCGGAGUCUUGCCAGUGCAAUUGAGACUGCUAAGCAAUGGGACCCUUACUUUGUGGAAGGUCAGUACCUGCGAAGUGUACAGGAGAAUCUGGAUCUUCUGAGAUUGGUUUUCAGCGGAGGAGCCGGACCACUUUUCAGGAACAGAGAAUUCAUUGUUUAUGAAAGAAGAGAGACCAUGGAUGAUGGAACACAGGUCAUCGCUGUUGCUUCUCUGCCAAGGGAGCUUGCCGCUGGAAUAUACCCGGAAGAAUCGAAGCUAGUUCGUGGGCUGCUGAUGCAGUCGGGAUGGGUCAUUGAGCAAGUCGAACAAUCUGAUGCUUGCAUCGUGACUUACGUGGCACAAGUCGAUCCGGCUGGUUGGUUACCGAAGUGGUUAGUGAACAUUCUCAGUGUCAAGCUGGUCCUAGUGAUCGACGAUCUGUACAGGCUUGCUCAGAGCUUCAAGUGAGUGCGCUGGCCCAAAAUAGAAACAAAGCUAAUGUUCAGUUUUCCUCUGUCGAGCAUUACAAUUUCGGAGGAACCUCCUCCGACUGAGCUUUGACAAUUUUACGCUAAGCUUUUGCAUCUCAAUUCGCAUUCACUUCUUAUGUCCUUAAUCUUCAUCUGCUCAUCGACAACAUCUAUUUCAAUUAGUUGAAGAGCAAUGUGUUUGAUAUCAAUGAACGAAGAUGGACGAAUUCCAGGGAUCCCUAGGGCUAGGUUCACUGGAACAUAAUUGUAAGUUGAUGAUCGUAAUUAGUGGUUCGAGAAACGAUUUUGGUAUCGAACUCCAGUGUAGUUCAUUACGCUGCUUCUCCUCUUUCAAUUCAGACAAAAGAUUUUUUGAAGCGAUUAGUCAGCGUUUACUGAUACUUUAGUCAAUCGAUCAUUUGUACUUUUGAACAUCUUACCAUUCAAUUGUAGAUAUACAUUUUGGAGCAUUUGGCCACCUUCUUUGAACUUUUCCCUCAUUUUGUGGGUUCCU
Messenger RNA from Marchantia polymorpha subsp. ruderalis, 3121 nucleotides. The record is from the annotation of a GenBank genome assembly. NCBI's taxonomy places the organism in Eukaryota, Viridiplantae, Streptophyta, Marchantiopsida, Marchantiales, Marchantiaceae.